Molecule: messenger RNA, 4147 nt
Organism: Tupaia belangeri chinensis (Chinese tree shrew)
Lineage: Eukaryota; Metazoa; Chordata; Mammalia; Scandentia; Tupaiidae
Gene: ADAMTS17
Product: ADAM metallopeptidase with thrombospondin type 1 motif 17
Exons: 25
Coding region: 1-3324 (1107 amino acids)
Biological process (GO): proteolysis; extracellular matrix organization
Cellular component (GO): extracellular matrix
Molecular function (GO): metalloendopeptidase activity
Source: RefSeq, a predicted model, not a curated record
AUGGAACGCGAUGCUGACACCAGCUACCUGGAGUUCGAGUCAGACUUUGUAGGAUCGCGCGGCUCCCGCGCGCCCCCUGGUGUCGGGGCCCCGCUACUGCCCAGAAACCACGUGCUGGAGGGCUUCACUCCGGCUGGCGCCGCCGUCUCGCGCGCUCCUGCUCCGCCGCCGCGGGCCGGGGGCUGCGGGGCCCGGGGUGACGCCCCCCUGCUGCCUCCCCUCGUCCUGCCCUUGCUGCUGCUGCUGGUUUGGGGACUGGACCCGGGCACAGUGGAGGAGGCGGGCACGGGCGGGCGUCGCGGUCGCCCCGCGGAGCUGUGCUUCUACUCGGGCCGCGUGCUCGGCCACCCCGGCUCCCUCGUCUCGCUCAGCGCCUGCGGCGCCACCGGCGGCCUGGUUGGCCUCAUCCAGCUCGGGAAGGAGCAGGUGCUGAUUCAGCCCCUCAACAACUCCCGGGGCCUGGUCAGCGGACGGGAGCAUCUGAUCAGACGCAGAUGGUCCUCGACACCCAGCCCGGCCACCGCGGCCCAGACGCCUGGGCAGCGCUGCAAGGUUCUAACAGACAAGAAGCAGCCGCGGAAGGGCAGCCCGGCGCGGGACUGGCGUGAGCGGCGGAACGCCAUCCGGCUUACCAGCGAGCACACGGUGGAGACGCUGGUGGUGGCCGACGCGGACAUGGUGCAGUACCACGGGGCAGAGGCCGCCCAGAGGUUCAUCCUCACCGUCAUGAACAUGGUGUACAAUAUGUUUCAGCACCAGAGCCUUGGAGUGAAAAUUAACAUUCAAGUCACCAAGCUUGUCCUGCUACGACAACGUCCUGCCAGGCUGUCCAUUGGGCACCACGGUGAGCGGUCCCUGGAGAGCUUCUGCCACUGGCAGAAUGAGGAGUACGGAGGCGCCCGCUACCUUGGCAACAACCAGGUCCCCGGAGGGAAGGACGACACGCCCCCUGUGGACGCUGCCGUGUUUGUAACCAGGACAGAUUUCUGCGUCCACAAGGACGAGCCGUGCGACACUGUUGGGAUCGCUUACUUAGGAGGCGUGUGCAGCGCUAAGAAGAAGUGUGUGCUUGCCGAAGACAACGGGCUCAACCUGGCCUUCACCAUCGCUCAUGAGCUGGGCCACAACUUGGGGAUGAACCAUGACGACGACCACUCGUCCUGCGCCGGCCGGUCCCACAUCAUGUCCGGAGAGUGGGUGAAAGGCCGGAGCCCCAGCGACCUCUCCUGGUCCUCCUGCAGUCAAGAAGACCUUGAAAACUUCCUCAAGUCGAAAGUCAGCACCUGUCUGCUGGUCACGGACCCCCGGAGCCGGCACGCCGUGCGCCUGCCUCACAAGCUGCCCGGCAUGCACUACAGCGCCAACGAGCAGUGUCAGAUCCUGUUCGGCACCAACGCCACCUUCUGCAGGAACAUGGAGCAUCUGAUGUGUGCGGGGCUGUGGUGCUUGGUGGAAGGAGACGCGUCCUGCAAGACCAAGCUGGACCCGCCCCUGGACGGCACCGAGUGUGGGGCAGACAAGUGGUGCCGCGCGGGGGAGUGCGUGAGCAAGACGCCCAUCCCGGAGCACGUGGACGGGGACUGGAGCGCGUGGGGCGCCUGGAGCAUGUGCAGCCGCACCUGUGGGACCGGAGCCCGCUUCCGGCAGAGGAAAUGUGACAACCCCCCCCCCGGGCCCGGAGGCGCACACUGCCUGGGUGCCAGCGUGGAGCACGCGGUCUGCGAGAACCUGCCCUGCCCCAAGGGCCUGCCCAGUUUCCGGGACCUGCAGUGCCAGGCCCAAGACCGACUGGGCAGCAAGAAGAAGGGUCUGCUGACAGCAGUGGUGGUUGACGAUAAGCCGUGUGAGCUCUACUGCUCGCCCCUCGGGAAGGAGUCCCCACUGCUGGUGGCCGACAGGGUCCUGGAUGGCACUCCCUGCGGGCCCUAUGAGAUGGACCUCUGUGUGCACGGCAAGUGCCAGAAAAUCGGCUGUGAUGGCAUCAUCGGAUCUGCAGCCAAAGAGGACCGAUGUGGGGUCUGCAGCGGGAACGGCAAGACCUGCCGCGUGGUGAAGGGCGACUUCAGCCACUCCCGGGGCACGGGUUACAUCGAAGCUGCUGUCAUCCCGGCUGGAGCUCGGAGGAUCCGCGUCGUGGAGGAUAAGCCCGCCCACAGUUUUCUGGCUCUCCAAGACUCCAGUAAGAGGUCCAUCAACAGCGACUGGAAGAUCGAGCUCCCCGGAGAGUUCCAGAUCGCAGGCACCACUGUCCGCUAUGUGAGGAGGGGCCUGUGGGAGAAGAUCUCGGCCAAGGGGCCAACCAAAAUGCCACUGCACGUCAUGGUGCUGUUGUUUCACGACCAGAAUUACGGUAUCCACUACGAGUACACCAUCCCCGUCAACCACACCGCGGAAAACCAGAGCGAGCCCGAAAAGCCGCAGGACUCCCUGUUCAUCUGGACCCACAGCGGCUGGGAAGGGUGCAGCGUGCAGUGCGGAGGAGGGGAACGCAGAACGAUCGUGUCAUGCACACGGAUUGUGAACAAGACCACGACUCCGGUGAACGACAGUGACUGCCCUGAGGCAAGCCGCCCAGAGCCCCAGGUCCGGAGGUGCAACUCCCACCCAUGCCAGUCACGGUGGGUGGCAGGCCCGUGGAGCCCCUGCUCAGCGACCUGUGAGAAGGGCAGCCAGCAUCGGGAGGUGACCUGCGUGUACCAGCUGCAGAAUGGCACCUACGUGGCCACGCGACCCCUCUACUGCCCAGGCCCUCGGCCAGCGCCAGUGCAGAGCUGCGAAGGCCAGGACUGCCUGUCCAUCUGGGAGGCAUCUGAGUGGUCACAGUGCUCUGCUGACUGUGGCCAAGGGACACGGAAGCGAACCGUGACAUGCACCAACUCCCAGGGGAAAUGCGACGCGUCCACGCGGCCGAAAGCCGAGGAGGUGUGCGAGGACUACUCAGGCUGCUACGAGUGGAAGACCGGGGACUGGUCUAAGUGCUCAUCCACCUGCGGGAAGGGCCUGCAGUCCCGCGUGGUGCAGUGCAUGCACAAGGUCACAGGUCGCCAUGGCAGCGAGUGCCCCACCCUCUCAAAGCCGGCAGCCUACCGCCAGUGUCACCAGGAGGUCUGCAACGACAAGAUCAACGUGAACACCAUCACCUCCCCUCGCCUCGCUGCCCUGACCUACAAAUGCACCCGGGACCAAUGGACGGUGUACUGCCGGGUCAUCCGAGAAAAGAACCUCUGUCAGGACAUGCGGUGGUACCAGCGCUGCUGCGAGACCUGCAGGGACUUCUACGCCAACAAGAUGCGCCAGCCGCCACCAGCGCCACCGAGCUCCUGACGCGCGCCCAGCGGUCACUCAGACCCGAGGUCCGCGGCACCUGGCGUUCAGCGAGGGAAAAGCCCACCCACUCCGCAGCCGGGACCUCCCUAAAAGCACACUGCCACCCUCCCCGAGAAGCCCACCACCUAGACCUUGAACGUGGACUUGACGCUUGCCAUGAAUGAUGUUCUCCCUUAAUAUAUUGAUGUCAGCCACCGGAUGGCUUUCUACGGAAAAGGACGAUUAGGCCGAAUCACAAAAUCGUCAUUUUUUCCCCCAAGGUUCUGUGUACCUUAAAGGAGAACCCCUCUGAUAGACAGAUGUCAAAAGAGGAGACGGCCCUCGGUGCUUCUAACGGGCUUGACAGUUGAAUUCCCAGUGCUUGAGGGAUUGUCUUGCAAAGGACACGCUUGGUGGUGGAAGAGGCUUUAUUCUGAAAGCCAGCGACACCCCUGGCUGGAAGGAGAAAUGUCAGUGAGCUGCUCCGGACAGGGCUGGGUUACCAGUACCCCUGUUCCUCUCACUCCUCCUCUGGAUGACACAAAGACCAGGCCUUUGCUUCUCUGACCCUCUCUGCUGCCGUAAUCUCUACCCCCUGGGCCUUGCCUAGGAAGUCUUGGCCCUGAGAGGCUGCCCUGCAGAAGCCAAGGAGGAUGCAGUACUUGCUAUUGGGUUGUCGGAAAAGUUAUGACUUUUCCGACAACCCAAUCGUUCUCCAAGCCACCUGCAUAGGGAGAAUAUUCCAGAAGGUUCCAGAAGGGUCUGGGUUGGUGGAGGCAUUUUCUUCCCAUAUAGGAUGUGUGCACUCACCAGAGAGGGAAAGUGAGAAAUCAUCCCCCUG